GCAGCAGGCACGCGCGGGCUAGCAGCAGCUGCUUGUCGCGGUCGUCCGUGUGCGGUGAGCUGCGUAAUGACGGCCGGGCGACUUCCUGCCACGUUCGUUAGCUUUACCGAGUGAACGCGGGGCCGCGCUUUCUCCUCCUUCUCCUCCUCCUUCUCCUCGCCUCUGCCGGCCGCGAGGGAGCGACCCUUCGGCGGGACGACCGCCAUGUAGGCGAGGCAGGAGAAUGAGCCGUCAGCGCGCUCCUACGGAAGCGCCAGAGGAGCGCUCGGUCCAGCAGGAGAACGAGCUGCAGGCGCUCGCGUCCAUCUUCGCGGAUGACUUCGUGGAUCUGCGCGACAAGGACCCGUGGAAGGUUAAAAGGCCUCCAGAGGUGCACCUCUGCCUGCGGCCAAACGGGCUGAGCAGCGGGCGGGAAUGCUACGUGACCGUGGACCUGCGCGUCAAAUGCCCACCGACGUACCCAGACGCGCCUCCGGAGCUGCAGCUGAAAAAUGCCAAAGGUCUGUCAAAUGAAAACCUCCAGAACCUUCAGAGUGAACUCGCUAAGCUGGCGGAUGCACGAUGCGGGGAGGUGAUGAUUUACGAGCUGGCGGACUACAUCCAGGGCUUCCUGAGCGAGCACAACAAGCCGCCGCCGAGCUCCUUCCACGAGGAGAUGCUGAAGAACCAGCGGAGACAGCAGGAGAAACGAGACCAGGAGGAGCAGCAGAAGGUGGACCAGCAGCGCAAGCGGGCGGAGGAGAUGGAAAAAGAGAUCAUGGCUGAAAUCCAACGAAGAGAGGAGGAGAAACGAGAUGAAAAAAGAAGAAAGGAAAUCGCCAAACAGGAACGACUUGAGAGCAUUGAGCAGCUGGACUUCGCGAACGUCUCCCCCCUCGGGAAGAGCCCGCCCAGCCCCGGCGCCGCUCCUCCCGAGCUGAUGGAGGCCAAGAAGGCGGCAGCCAGCCGCCGGCGGACUACCUCAAACACACGGCACAGACGUGACACCGUUAACGAAGACGCCCCUCGCUCGCGAGAGCUUCUCCGCUUCUCCAGCAGCGCUUUCGGAGAGCUUGUGGUCCACAGGGGGAAAAGCUUAGGCGUCAGCGAGCGGCUGCGCCGCAGCGUUCACCACGGGUUCGAGGCGAACUCUGGCGACUUUGCCGUGAUCUACGAGUGGUCUCUCCGCUGGAACAAGAAGAUGGGCAAGUUCUUCACCAGCCAGGAGAAAGGGAGGCUCGAGAGCUGCAAAAAGCAGAUCCAGGGGGCGGAAGCCGAGUUCAACUCCCUCCUGCGGCUGGACCACCCCAACUUGGUGCGCUACAUGGCGAUGAGCUCCACCGAGAAGGAGGACUGCCUGGCGGUCAACCUGCUGGUGGAGCACGUGGCCGGCUUCAACUUGACCCGGAGCCUCGUCGCAAACACCCCGCUGGCCACGGACAAGCUGUGCCACUACGCCGCCCAGCUGCUGGCCGCCCUCGACUACCUGCACGCCAACUCCGUGGUGCACAAACAGCUGGCGGCCUCCAGCGUGCUGGUGGACUCCGAGGGCAACGUCCGACUGACCGAUUACAGCUUGUCGAGGAGGUUUGCCGACAUGUGCAAAGAGGACAUUUUUGAGCAAGCCCACGUGCGUUUCUCGGAGGACGCGGCGAUGCCGACGAAAACGGGCAAGAAGGGCGACGUGUGGAACUUGGGCCUGAUGCUUCUGGCGCUGAGUCAGGGGAAAGAGACGCAGGAGUAUCCAGUGACGGUGCCCGCCAGCCUGCCUGCAGACUUUCAGGAUUUCCUCCACAAGUGUCUGUGCCUGAAUGACGCUGAGCGCUGGACCGCUCAGCAGCUUUUGGACCACGCCUUCCUCAAGCCUCCAUCGCCGAAACACCUCCCGCUGCACCGCAAUUCCAGCCCGGAAGUUCCCGCCGUGGACUUCCCUUCGUCCGUUAUCCCGCGGAGUCACAUCCCUUAUGCUCCGUUCAGCUCCGGGGUGGAGAGGCAGUUUUCUCGCUACUUCAAUGAGUUCGAGGAACUCCAGCUCCUUGGAAAAGGAGCCUUUGGCGCUGUGAUUAAGGUCCAGAAUAACCUGGACGGCUGCUACUACGCCGUGAAGCGCAUCCUGGUCAACCCGGCGAGCAAGCAGUUCAGGCGGAUCAAAGGCGAGGUCACGCUGCUGUCGCGCCUCAACCACGAGAACAUUGUGCGGUACUACAACGCGUGGAUCGAGCGGCACGAGAUCCCCCCGUCGGGGUUGCUGAGCAACGGCGACAGCUCCGAGGCCGCUUGGAGCGCCGGCGACAAGUCCCCUCAGCGCAAAGAGCCGCCGCGGGGGGUGGGCGGGGGCGCCGGCGAGCCGGGCGACGGCGUGGAGGACGCCGCGCCUCCCCCGGCCCUGUCCAGCUCUGUGGAGUGGUCCACCUCCAUCGAGAGGUCAUCCAGCGCCAAAUGCAGCGCGCCCCAGUCGAGUGAUGAAGAGGAUGAUGACGACGAAGAUGUGUUUGGUGCCUCUUUUUUGCCGUCAAAUAGCGACUCGAGUAGUGACAUCAUCUUCGACAACGGCGACGGAAGCACGGGCGACAUGUCGCAGGUCGAGCCCAGCAAAAGGCCGGCGACGGACACGGCGGAGAGCGCGGACUCGGAGCGACCUCAGCGCAUAGCGCAUUACUUGUACAUACAAAUGGAAUACUGUGAAAAGAGCACUUUAAGGGACACAAUAGAUCACGGGCUGCACCAGGACCACAAUCGCCUGUGGAGGCUCUUCAGAGAGAUUCUCGAUGGCCUCGCUUACAUCCACGAGCAGGGCAUGAUUCACAGGGACCUGAAGCCUGUCAACAUCUUCCUUGACUCGCACGACCACGUGAAGAUCGGGGACUUUGGCCUGGCUACGGACCAUCCCGCUAAUGUGGCUGCAGGUAAAUGUGAAGCGGAGGAGAGCGGCUCGGCAGUCAAACCGGACCCAACAGGUAACAUGACGGGCAUGGUCGGCACGGCGCUCUACGUCAGCCCGGAGGUUCAAGGAACCACCAAAGCCAACUACAACCAAAAAGUGGACCUGUUCAGCCUGGGCAUCAUCCUGUUCGAGAUGUCCUACCGGCCCAUGACCACGGGGGCCGAGCGCAUCUCUGUCCUGAGCCUGCUGCGUGCGGAGCCCAUGAACUUCCCCGAGGACUUCACCGCGUACGAGCAGGGAACUCAGAGGAAAGUGAUCGAGUGGCUGCUGAACCACGACCCGGCCCUCCGGCCCACCGCCCAGGAGCUGCUGAAGAGCGAGCUGCUGCCCCCGCCGCAGAUGGAGGAGUCGGAGCUGCACGAGGUGCUGCAGCACACCAUGGCCAACAUCAACGGCAAGGCCUACCGCACCAUGGUUGGCCAGCUGUUUGCCCAGAACACCUCGCCGGUCAUGGAUUACACCUACGACAUAGACCUGCACAAGGGCAGCUUCAGCUUGAACAGUGCCAAAUUGCAGCAGCAUGUGUACGAAACGAUCACCCGGAUCUUCAAGAGGCACGGUGCGGUGCGUCUCCAGACGCCGCUGCUCCUGCCGAGAAACAGGAAGUUGUACGAUGGCAGCGAGCCGGCCUGCUUCAUGGACCACAGCGGAAUGCUGGUUACGCUGCCCUACGACCUUCGCAUGGCGUUUUCGAGAUUCGUCGCUCGCAAUAAUAUAACUCACCUGAAGAGGUACAGCAUCGAGCGAGUAUUCCGCCCCAGGAAGCUGGAUCGCGCGCACCCAAGGGAGCUUCUGGAGUGCGCUUUUGACAUCAUCACGCCCGUAACCAACAGCCUGCUGCCCGACGCCGAGACCAUCUACGCCGUCUCUGAAAUAGUCCAGGAGUUCGCCGCGCUCCAGGAAAGGAACUAUAACAUUUACCUGAACCACACCAGCUUGUUCAAGGCCAUCCUGCUCCACAGCGGAGUCCCCGAGGACAAGCUGAGCCAGGCCUCCACCAUCCUGUGUGACGCCAUGAGCGAAAAGCUAACCAAACGUGAGGUGGAGGCAAAGUUCUGCAACUUUUCACUGUCAACCAACAGCUUGCAGACGCUGUACAAGUACAUAGAACAGAAGGGGAAUCUGCAGGACCUGGCGCCGCUACUGACAGCACUCACCAAACAGAAGACCGCCGUCACCCAGCUGGCCAAGCAGGGCCUCAAGGACCUGGAGGAGGUCACGGCGCUGCUGCGCGGUCUAGGAGUCAAGCUGCAGGUGGUGGUCAACUUGGGCUUAGUGUACAAGGUGCAGCAUCACUCCGGGAUCAUCUUCCAGUUCGUGGCUUUCAUCAGGAAGCGCAAGCGAAUCGUUCCGGACAUCCUGGCUGCUGGGGGACGCUAUGACCACUUGAUCGUGGAGUUUCGAGGGCCAGCUUCCACCGCGCAGGUGCCCUCUGCAGUCGGGGCCAGUGUGGCUCUGGACAAAGUCUGUGCUGCCAUGACCAACAUGGAGGAGCCACCAUCAGUGAGCUGCUGCGAUGCUCUGGUGGUCCCAGUCGGACAAUCUUCGAUGUCUCGAGCCAUCAGUGUGGUCCAGAAGCUGUGGAGCACCGGCGUCUCUGCAGACAUCGCCUACGACGUCUUACAGUCUCAGGACACGUUGAUGGAGCACUGCAGGCUGGCCGCCAUCAGCUGCAUGGUCCUGGUCUCUGACAAGGAGGGAAACUACGUGAAGGUGAAGUCCUUCGAGAAGGACCGACAGUCGGAGAAGCGGAUCCCCGAGUCGGACCUGGUGGACCACAUCAUUCAGAAAUGUCGAACCAAAUUCUUUGAGGAAAGAAACAUCAGAGAAACCUCUGACAGCAUGUCCCAAAACCCCAAAGGAUCAUCGCUCAACACCACAGGCUCUUCAGAACAGUACGGCAGCAGCAGCACCACGAACAUUAACGUCUACGUCAUCAGCCCGGAAAAGGUUUCUUCCAACGCCAGACGCCGCUACGAGACGCAGAUCCAAACCCGAUUACAGAAUCUCGGCACCAAUUUGCAGAACAAGAGCAAUGACAUUGAAGUUCUGGCAGUGGACCUGCUGAAGGAAACGCUCGUCCACUUCCUGUCCCUGGAGUUCGAUAGCGAAGAGCAGUUCAACAGCAGCGUGAAGACUCUGCUGAAUCGCCUCCCCAAGCAGCGCUACCUCAAGUCCAUCUGCGAGGAGAUCCACCAUUUCAAGAUCAUGAAAAAGGUGGCUGUGGUGAUCUUGUACAGCUACAAGGACGACUACUACAAGAUCCUUCUCUGAAAGCCCGACGGCAGCAGCGGCCUGCUGCUUCUUUCAUCCUCGGACCCGCAGCAGCUCCGUGGAGACGGACGGACCCGUCGUCGCAAAAUCUAAAGCUUUCCACAAAGCGUCCAAUUCUUUCCCAGAUCAACGUUGACCAAAGGACUACCGGAAGUACGGCUCUCCUAGAACUUUGUAUUUUUUACUGAACAUUAUGGGUCACAGAGGCGGUACGUUUACAUUUCUUAUGAACAGGAUGGAUAGUUGUAAUAAAUCAACUUUUCCCACA
Messenger RNA from Gasterosteus aculeatus aculeatus (three-spined stickleback), 5465 nucleotides. RefSeq names its product eukaryotic translation initiation factor 2 alpha kinase 4 (gene eif2ak4). The record is from RefSeq and is a predicted model, not a curated record. Gene Ontology annotation, biological process: regulation of translational initiation by eIF2 alpha phosphorylation; DNA damage checkpoint signaling. Gene Ontology annotation, cellular component: nucleus; cytoplasm. Gene Ontology annotation, molecular function: protein binding; eukaryotic translation initiation factor 2alpha kinase activity; ATP binding. NCBI's taxonomy places the organism in Eukaryota, Metazoa, Chordata, Actinopteri, Perciformes, Gasterosteidae.